AUGUUACGUAAACUGAAGGCGCAGUCACGUGAAAAUCUGAUUGCUCGUAAACCACAUCUGCUGAAGAUGCUUUCCGAAUUUGGCGAUUUUUAUUUGGAGUUACGAUGGGAUUUUCAAAGUUGGAUUCCUUUGCUUUCAAGGAUGCUGCCAUCUGAUGUUUGCAAAAUAUACAAACGUGGAACAAGUUUGAGGCUUGACACAACCUUAGUUGAUUUCAACGAUCGAACAUGGGAACGUGGCGAUAUUUCCUUUAUUUUUACCUCCGACUGUGAUCGAUCGAAAGAUCAGCUGGUAAUCCUGGAUCAUGAAUCUAAGGUAUUUCAACGGAUAAGGCAUGAGGAAUCGGAGGCCGAGUUGGAUGAGGAAGUGGAUGUUUUGAUGUCCUCGGAUAUUGUUAGUGCACAGAUGUCCACAAAACCGAUAACAUUCGAACGAACAAUGACCGGCUGGAUUUUCAAGCACGAAAAAUUGGAGCAGGUUGGUGAUUACAGUGCCGUUUACUACACAGUGGAAGGUAUGUCGCUGGUUACACGUAAAAGAAGAGAACAUUUGACGGCCGAAGACAUCAAGAAAAACAAAGCUUUCAUACAGAAUUUGGCUAUUGGAUCAAUUAUGGCAGAAGAUGAAUUUAAGGUAAUUCCUCUUGGCAAUCGAUAG
Messenger RNA from Gongylonema pulchrum, 657 nucleotides. The record is from the annotation of a GenBank genome assembly. Lineage: Eukaryota; Metazoa; Nematoda; Chromadorea; Rhabditida; Gongylonematidae.